UACACAGGCAAGAUCAUCUUUCGGGUACACUCCUUUUUUGCUUUCAUACAGGUUUUCUCCUCUUGCAGCUGAAGCGCCAAGCCCUCCAUCACCAACCCUUGGACCACAUGGACUUGGGGAAUGAGACUGAGAGCAGCCGUCUUAGCACCUUCCGAGAGCAAGUUCAGCGCCUCAGCAAUGAAAACGCUUUCCUUCCUUCCAUGCAGGUUCAGCUGCAAGACAGGAACGAGAGGCUCUACGCCAAAAUUGGGGAGCUGCAGGAGAAAAUGGGGCAGGUCAGUGGCUCCAAAACCGACUUGUCAUCGAGACUGCUUCAUAGUGAAGAGGAAAAACUCAAGAUUUCCAAGGACUUUGUUGAUUUCCAGAUUGAGACCAACAAAAUGAGAGAGCGUCAUGAAGCAGAAAACUUUGAACUGAAGAAUCUGAUCCUGGCCCUCGAGAGCCGUAUUCUGGAAGUGGAGCUACAUGAUGAGAAGACAACUGGGGAGCGUGAUGCCUUACAAGAGCGCUUGAGUGCCCUAGAGACCAACCGCAAGGAGCUGGCAGACGAAUAUCUUGUUCUGAAGAGCAAUUAUCUUGCACUGGGCAAGGAGCACGAACAGGAAGUCGCUAAGAAUGAAGAGCUUAGCAGAGAGCUAUUGAACUUGGCCAAUGCCCGAGGCAACAGCCCCAAGUCCCAAGCUCAAACCAACAAGGGUUCUGUGGAGUUGGAAAGGCUGCGAGCCUUGGUGCACCGCCUCUCUGCCCGCAAAGUGAAGCCAGAAGAGGUGGUGGCUUCCGAACAUGAACGGCGGAAACUGGAGAGAAGUCUUCUUGGAAACCAGGAUCACAUCACUGCACAGAUUGAAAAGAUGAAAGAAAUGUACAACUCACAGCAGCAGAAGUUAGAGGAGAGAAUGGUGACCCAGGGCAAGGAGCUGCAGGAGGCCAAGAAGGCGAUCCGGAACACGCAGCACAAGCUGGCGGAACAGUCAGUGGUAUUACUCUCAUCCCAAAGCCAGCUCCAAGAAGUGGAGGCAGAGAAUUCCCGGCUUCAGCUGCAGCUGAAGGAGCUGAACGAGGAGUACAGGUCGCGGCUCCUUCAGUACAUCACAGACCUGGCGGAGCACAUGGACAACAAGUCAGUUGCCGCUGCAGCAAAAGGGACCAGCAAAACCGCCUUCAAACCGGCUCACAUGAAGCGCUUUGUGGAUGGCAUGCUGCAGGACAUCCGGGCUUCGUACAAGUCUAGGGAGGAACAGCUGGCCAAAGCCACUCGCGGCUACAAGAAGCGCCUCCAGAACUUGGUCAAGAGGCACGAGGGCCUGCUCAUUGCAUACAGGAUGCAGCGUGAACAGAUUCGGUCACUGGGCAGCCACGAUCUGGAUCCUGGCCCACCAGAACACCAUUUCACCAUCACGGAUGCCGAGCUGCUGACGAGCACCUCUCAGGAGCUGAACCGGCUGCGGGAGGAUAAAGCCAGCUUGGAGGGCCAACUGCACGAACUGCAGAUGAAGGUAAAGUUAAGUCAAAAUGCUGGCUCAGGGACAUCACCUCCGCACAUGUUGGAUGAGGCGGGCUGGGCUGAGCUCCGGAAACAACUACGAGAGUUCACUCAAACCACACAGGAGGAUCUCGAAAAGGAAAGGAGUCAGCUGCUGACACGGGCGAUGGUGGCAGAAGAGCAGGUAGCCGAACUGCAGGAGUAUGUGGAUAAACACCUUGUAAGGUACAAGCAGGAGAUCCUGAGGCUGAGGAAACUUCUGGGAAUAGACAGCCACGAAGAACUAAUUGCAGGAGCUUCUAACCCUCUGGCAACUUCAAAACCCAAGAGGAAUUUCAGUAAUGAAAUGUAGUCACUGACACCCAAGCUAUGGGAAGAAAAGGCUUUGUAGCAUCCUCAAGGAGGACUGGCACAUUGGCCUGAACAGCAGGUGGACUGCAAUGGUUGGGUAUACAGUACAUCUGUCCCCCAGAAUAGACUCCAGGAAGCAAGUGGCUCAGUGAAGCCCUUUCAGCAACCAUUUUUGUCUUUCAUUUUUUAAAAAUCUUGCCCUUUGUCUAAGAGGCUCGGAGCUGUUAUUCCACCCAUAUGCUACCCCCAAAUUAUCUUCAUAACAACCCCGGGAGGUAGGCUAGAAUGAGAAACCAUGCCUGUCAUCCACCAAUAACCGUGGUGGAGCAAGGAUUUGAACCCUAGUCUGAGACACUCAUUUCACAACAUCUUGUGAGCUCUUACAUUCCAAUUGCAUUUGCUGCUUCUUUCAGUAUUUCCAUUGCAUUCUCUCUCCCUUCUGUCUUACUCUAACCAAUUUUCCGCCUGACAUUCAGAUGCUUAUUAUCAUGUUCCAGUGAAAUGGUUAAUGAAACAAGCCAGCUUCACGGCCGAACUUGAAAAGUUGGUUUGUUUAGUAACUUGUUUAGUAACCUUGGUUGGAAUAAAACCACGAACCCUGGUUCAAAUGACGGCCUUUGAAAGCGAAACUAAACUCAGCUGAAGUCCCCCACCCCCCCCACCCUGGUUAUAUGGGAAUUACCGUGUAACACCAAACCAUGAUUUAGAGUAGUUUGCAAACCAUACAAACAUACAUGAUGUAUGGAAGUGAGAGCUGGACCAUAAAGAAGGCUGAUCGCCGAAGAAUUGAUGCUUUUGAAUUAUAGUGCUGGAGGAGACUCUUGAGAGUCCCAUGAAUUCUGAAGGAAAUCAGCCCUGAGUGCUCACCGGAAGGACAGAUUGUGAAGCUGAGGCUCCAAUACUUUGGCCACCUCAUGAGAAGAGAAGACUCCCUGGAAAAGACCCUGAUGUUGGGAAAGAUGGAGGGCACUAGGAGAAGGGGGACGACAGAGGACGAGAUGGUUGGACAGUGUUCUUGAAGCUACGAACAUGAAUUUGACCAAACUGCGGGAGGCUGUGGAAGACAGGAGUGCCUGGCAUGCUAUGGUCCAUGGGGUUACGAAGAGUCGGACACGACUAAACGACUAAACAACAACAGCAAACCACACCACCAUGUGUAGAAAUCUGAAGUUGUACCAUGUUAGUAAAAUAAAUCACUAUCUGGUACAUUAAUCCUCAGCAUCCCGAGAAUCACAGUUCUCUUUAUUUCACAACCAAAGCUCCAAGCUGAGGCAUGGCAUGGGUUUGCUACCCCAAUAAGAUCUUAGCAGCCCACUGGACCACACACAGAGAUGAGAAAAAAUAUAAGUGCUGUGAAAGUUCAUUAUAAGAAAAUAAAUAUAUAUACACACACUACUCCACAAUGAAGAGAUAAACCUGUCCCAUCGUGCGGCAAAGGUUCUAAUGAGUUUCCAGAAUUAGCAGGAUUC
Molecule: messenger RNA, 3303 nt
Organism: Zootoca vivipara (common lizard)
Lineage: Eukaryota; Metazoa; Chordata; Lepidosauria; Squamata; Lacertidae
Gene: CCDC78
Product: coiled-coil domain containing 78
Cellular component (GO): cytoplasm
Source: RefSeq, a predicted model, not a curated record